AUGGCAUCAACACCACCACCCCCAUCGCCGUCUGCGCUUCGGGUACCUAGAGCGCCGCGCCAUGGGCCGAAGCAUGAUGAUUAUGAACCUUACGUGACACGUUAUUCUACUAGGCUUGCAAGUCAACGCGCAUCGAGGGCUGACAAAACGACACCACCCCCAAGUCACUCAAGCGCGUCUACAAGACCUGGAACGUCAAAAAGAACUCUGUCACCCUCUUCGCCCGGAACUGCCAAACCCUCGCCUAAGAAGGCGGCACGCCCAAACAGAAAUGCUGCAUCUCGAAUCUCUCCCUUUGAUAUGGAACUUUCACUUCCCCGCACUUCUGCACACCACACCUCCAGAUCAUCUGCCGAACGAGCUUUGCCCACACCUGCCAAAACCCCUUCGAAGAAAAAGGUGAUCAGCUCUGGUACUUCUACAUCUCGUUCUCUGUUUCCAUCAACUUCUACACCCAAGCGCAGGAAAAUGGAGGCCUCCAAGCGUUCUACUCAUGUCCCCCAUGGAAUUUACGCCGAUGAGCCUGAGGGAACUCACGCCUUGCACAAUGGGAAGCAGGACUCAAUCUCCAUCCAUGAAGACUCACGUGAUCGUAUUCCUAUCGUUAGCAAGUCUGUGGAUGACCCGUUUGUGAGCAAGCCUGCAGCAUCUGCUCACCGACAUGCCACUCGCUCUAAAAUCCCCUGCAACCAGGAAGGAGUCUGGUACUUUCAGCGUGGCAAGAAGGUCUUCAGACGUUUCGACGACAUCGAAGACGAGGGGGAGGAUGAGGAUGAUCUUGGUCUUUUUGCCAACCGCCCGGAUUUGCUGGCCGAUAAUCCCGACGUCUUGAAGGAUGUGAAGCCUUUGAAGCGUUCUGAGCUCAAGCCCCGUGUCCUUUUCCGUGUCCCCGAUGAACAGGCCAAUACCGAAGAGGAUGUCACCGAUAUUGAGGACAAUGAGCCAAUGUCCCCGACCCUGGCUUGUCAACGCCUGCCUGCGGAAGGUUGGGUCGGUUCCACAUGGCGCGCCAAUCUCACUCCGCCCGUCGUGGCCCAGCAACCUCCUGUUCACGGAACUGAAGAGGAUCCUUUCACUCCUUUGGAGUUCCGACGUCCCGUCCUUCGUCCUGGUGUGCAUUUUGCCACAGCUCCUGAGUACGACUACUUUGAUGACUCCUCUCUCGAAGCUACCCCUCGGGCUCAACCCCCAACUACUCUGGGCCUCUCCAGCAGCGAUGGCACCAUCCGCAAGUACUGGUCAACCAGCGUGAAGGCUCGAGCCGUGGAGACCCGUUCCGAGCGCAUGAAGCGCCAUCGUGAUUCCCGUGGUAGCCCUGCUCCACGCACUCGUCAGGCCGCGCGCAAUGAAGCUUCUGCAGAGGCUUCGGCCGCUCAGGUCCCCAUCGCCGAUGCCACCACCGCCGAUAUCUAA
Messenger RNA from Penicillium paradoxum, 1413 nucleotides. RefSeq lists its product as uncharacterized. The record is from RefSeq and is a predicted model, not a curated record. Lineage: Eukaryota; Fungi; Ascomycota; Eurotiomycetes; Eurotiales; Aspergillaceae. The transcript is spliced from 2 exons. The coding region runs from base 1 to 1413 and encodes 470 amino acids.